UGGACCACACGAAAUUUCACUACGGACGGGACGGGUUUCGGGAAAAUUCGGCGCCCAUUUUCAUCCAAUAGUUGCCUUUACAAUCCACACGUAUACGUAUAUAUAUAUAUAUAUACGUAUACAUAUAUAUACACAUAUAUAUAUAAAUCUCGACUUUUCGUUUCGUUCGAGAGAGAGAGAAAGAGAAGUCAUGAAGAUACUCGCGAUCGCAUCGAUCUUGACCGUGGCCGUGGCCGUUGGCCAGAGUUUGGACGAUUGUCUGCAGACCGACAGCAUCUCCUGCGUGCAGAAAAGCUUGUACAGAAAGGCCAAGGAGUUUUUCGACAAGGACAGCUUGGAGCUGUUCGCCGGUGUCAGCUUGGUGAGGAACGAGCGCGGCCAGGGGAGAAGCUCGAGGAGUGGGAAGGAGUUGAUGUACGAGCAGGAAAUCGACUCGGCUAACAGUGUCACGGACAGGCAGACAGCUCUCGAGAACUUCGUCAGCGAGGAGGCUGGGCAAUUGUUGACCGGUCGCAGCCUCAGGAUCAACUUUGCCCCAGCUUUCGAGAAGAUCGGGGAGUCGGCGCGCGCCAUUUCGGACUCGGCGCCGGAAGAGGUUCGCCAGGCGGUCGACGAAAUCGUCGAAGGUCGAGGGAAGAAGAAGAUACUCAAGUCGAUCCUGCCCCUCCUGAUCGCAGCGAAAGUGAAGAUCGGCGCGUUGGCAACCCUCGCCUACUUCGCCAUCGGCCUGAUAGCGAAGAAGGCGAUCUUCGCGUCGCUCAUCUCGCUCGCCAUUUCCGCUUUCUUCGGCCUGAGGGCGCUCUGGUCCAAGAAUUCCCACGACAUCACCCCGUACAACGGUUGGGCAAGCGGCAACAACGGUUGGGCAGCCACCCCCGUAGCGAGCGGAUGGUCCUCGGCCAACUCGUGGGACGACUCUCACGGCUACGCGCAGAGCCAAGCGUAUUCCGGAUAUCAUCAUUAAUCCUUCCCUCUCAACUUUUAGCUCCAUUCGCGUAAACGUCUCUCUUUCUCUCUCUCUUCUCCUUUUUUUCUUCUUCCUCUUCAUUCUCUAUCCCCUCUUUCCUUUCCCUUCUUUUUCUUUUCUACAGUUCCUGAAUCGAUCUAACAAAAAAUUUUUAUAUUUAUUUCGCUCUAUUUAUCCGAUAUAAUAGUUAGACGCGACUAUCCCCAUCGGGGGGGAGGGUCGAAGUGUAAAUAAUGUUAAUAUAUUAUAUUAUAUAAAUAUAUAUAUAUAUGUGUGUGAAGAAAUUGACAGGAUUUCGGAAUCAAACAGAUAGAGGCUAGUCGUAAUAAAAGAAAGAACGAGAAAAAAAAAAAUGAAACAAACUCUCCCUACGAGGAGGAGGUCACACGCGAUGACCAAUUUCUCUCUCUCCAUUUUCCACCAUUCAGCAUAUACUCCUCCCCGCAAUUAAUUUAAUUAAUUAAUAUCGAUCGCAGUUGAAACACCAUCUAGUCCACGUACACGAUUUAGAUGAACUCCCUACCUGAUUGUCUAAUGUAACUAUAUAUGUAUACGUGAACCGUAGGUUUAAAAAG
This is a messenger RNA of Apis mellifera (honey bee), 1542 nucleotides long. RefSeq lists its product as uncharacterized. The record is from RefSeq and is a predicted model, not a curated record. Lineage: Eukaryota; Metazoa; Arthropoda; Insecta; Hymenoptera; Apidae. The transcript is spliced from 3 exons. Bases 191 to 964 code for a protein of 257 amino acids.